Messenger RNA from Ochlerotatus camptorhynchus, 1453 nucleotides. RefSeq names its product lipase 3-like. The record is from RefSeq and is a predicted model, not a curated record. Bases 81 to 1292 code for a protein of 403 amino acids. The transcript is spliced from 3 exons. Gene Ontology annotation, molecular function: hydrolase activity, acting on ester bonds. NCBI's taxonomy places the organism in Eukaryota, Metazoa, Arthropoda, Insecta, Diptera, Culicidae. Gene Ontology annotation, biological process: lipid metabolic process.
UGUACAUUGUCACUAGGUGGGCUGAGAACAGAACGAUCAGUUUAUUCGAUCAACUCGUCAGGUAACGGUCAUUAGUCGGGAUGGCGUUGCUCUUACUGGCCGUUAUCGUCGUCAGCCUGCUCGGAAUUGUCCACGGGAAGAACUCCUCAGCACCUUUCCAGUUUGACGAGGAAGAUGCUCUCUUGACAGUCCCCCAAUUGAUCCGAAAGUAUGGCUACGACGUGGAAGAGCAUCAGGUCCUUACCGAAGAUGACUACCUGCUGACCAUGUUCCGGAUUCCUCCCCGCAAUGGUUCCACCGGUAAACGCCCGAUCCUGAUGAUGCACUCACUUCUAAGCAGCUGUUCGGAUUUUGUUCUAAUCGGUCCGAAGCACGCCCUCGGCUACCUGUUGGCCAAUCGCGACUACGACAUAUGGUUGGGAAACGCCCGUGGUAAUCGGUACUCCCGGAAGCACAAGUACUUCCACAUAAGGUCUCCGAAGUUCUGGAACUUUACCUUCCACGAGAUCGGUUACUACGAUGUUCCGGCGUUGAUCGACUACGUCCUGGACAAGACCCGCUCCGCGAAGCUCCACUACGUUGGGUUCUCCCAAGGAACACUGAUUAGUUUCGUCGCCAUGAGUAGUCGUCCGGAGUACAACGCCAAGGUCAUUCAACUCCAGGAAUUAUCUCCCGCUGCAUACCUCGACCGAACGUUAAGCAUCUUCAUACGGAUCAUGUCAGUGCUCGCUCCAAGUUUAGGCCCCAGCUACGCAGCCACCGGAGUGUACGAAUUUCUUCCACACUGGAAGGGUCAGUACAACUUCUACAAUACGGUGUGUCCUGAACCGUGGCAAACUCUCUGCCGAUUGUUGAUCUACGAAGUAACCGGUGCCAAUCCCCGGCAACUGGAUAAGAAGACGCUCCGGAUCUUCCUGGGUCACUUUCCGGCAGGAUCGGGACUAAAGCAGAUGUUGCACUAUACGCAGGUUUUCACAGAUGGUCUGUUCCGGCAGUACGACUACAUGGACGCCAAACAGAAUCGAGCGGCCUACGGAAGCUCCAAGGUGCCGUCGUACAACGUAUCGAGGAUCACGGCUCCGGUACGGACUUACUACGGGUACAACGACAAUGUGAUCAAUUAUGGCAACGUGAAACGGUUGGAACGAGAUCUUCCGAAUGUGGUCGGGAGCUACCCGGUGCCGGAUGAACGGUUCAGUCACGUAGAUUUCAUACUGGCGAACGAAGUGAAGGAACUGCUGUACGAUGAGAUUGUUAGGAACGUGGAGGAUGCUGAACGGGAGGCUAGCUGAAUGCCUGAUUUUUGUAUAAUCUGCCUCACUGUAGUGCUACUGUGUAAGAUUUUCUUACAAUCCUUGCAUACGGGGUGUGGAUACAGAUGAGAUUUUUAAAAUAAAGCACAACAGUAGAAUUUAUCCUCCACUGACAAUCUGUAUGAGUCCAUGAAGCUCGA